Messenger RNA from Lethenteron reissneri (Far Eastern brook lamprey), 6829 nucleotides. It is a transcript of the gene MEI1, whose product is annotated as meiotic double-stranded break formation protein 1. Gene Ontology annotation, biological process: meiosis I. The record is from RefSeq and is a predicted model, not a curated record. Lineage: Eukaryota; Metazoa; Chordata; Hyperoartia; Petromyzontiformes; Petromyzontidae.
AUGUCGUCGUCAGGACCGCUCACGUGUCGGCUCAAGUCGGAGGACGUGGCGAGGGCGCUGCUGGCGAUGGUGGAGAAGCAGGUCACAGGGCCGGCAGGCCCAAAGCAGAGCCUCCCUUUCAUUGCUCUGCUGGGGAAGCUGAUUGAUGCUCUGCCACCGUUAGCGGAGCGCCUGGCGCACCAUCAAGCGCCUCUGCUGGAGCAGCUGGUGGCUCUGUUGCGCUACCCGGACGAGGCGGUGCAGGUGGCGGCAUUCUACGCGUGCCGCGGCGCGUGCGGUGGCGGCACAGGCGGCGUGACGUUGGAGGAGCGGUUUCCCGCGCGCCUCCUCCGCACGAUGUGCGCCGCCACGCUCGCCACGCUGGGCGGUGCGCCGGGAACGGAGCUGCAGUUCAACGCCCUCGGUCUGCUCAGGCAACUCCUUCGCGUCGCGCCAUUGGUGUCCGAGCUGAUGCGACCGCUGCCGGACCUGGCCAGGGAACCAUCGCUCACGCACGCCGCUAACGACGAAGCUUCUCUGCCGCUCAUUCUCAAAAAACUGCUGCACUCCGGGGAGGACACCCUUCGCGUGGCGAGCGUGCAGUGCAUGUGCUGCGUGCUCGCCCAGCGGCCCGAGUCGUGCGUCGCCACGUUCCUGCACGCGGACCUGCCAGAGUUCCUAUUCGAGGCGCUGUCGUCCACAAACGAGCUGCUCGUGUGGUCCAUCUACUGCUGCCUCACUCACUUCAUCCAGCACGAGCUCUUCUACUCCAAGUGCCAGAGCGCCUACGGGAUCGAACCCGUCCUGCGGAGCCUGCAGUUCCUGCUCAAGCUCGUGAACGUGGAGGCCCAGAAGCAGGGCUUCUCCCUUCUCGCCGAGAUGCUGCAGAGGCAGCCGGCGAGCAUCAAGAUCUUCCCGAGCUGGAGCACGUACUGCCUGUGCCUGUCGGUGGUACGCGACGGCAUCACGGCCGCCGACAGGGACGUGUGCUCCGUGGCCGCCUGCGCCCUCACCUCCUUCCUCAGGAGCUGCCACUUGGUGGCACCAGUGCCCUACACGGAGCUGAAGGAGCUGAUGAAUGCCCUCCUGCAGAUGCUGCGGGAGAUCUCUCCUCCUUUGAGCCACCGCAUGUCCGCCGCACACAGCAUGCGCUCCGAGGGCGAGACAAAGCUGUCCGUACCGGAGCUGUGCAUUAUCCAAGGGCUGCAGGCCUUCUGCAGCGCAUGCAGGCUGGUGGUGAAGUGCUCCUCGGAGCCUCUGCUGCGGGAGAACCGGUUUGCGGCGCCGGGCGGGCGCGGAGACCUCGGCUCCGCGAAGGAGCUGGAGUGGGCGCUGGUCGGCGGCUGCGACUCCACGUGCAUCCCCGUCGCCAUGAGGAUGUAUGACGCGUGUCCGUCGAAGCCGCUGGCGCUCGCCCUGUUCACGUGCCUCGAUGAGCAACACCAGCUGUGUCCUUCUGCCAUGCGCUACUUCUCUGCCAAGCUGGCGAGCAGCGGGUUCAUCAGAGCCACGCUGGAGGUGAAGGCUGCCUUCUGCCGAGGUCCAAGGGACGACGCCUUGAACCAGGCCUGCUCCAGGUUCCUGCUACGGACGUGCAUGAGCCUCGGCCUGCUGGCCAACGAAGCCUCUCCACCGACGCUGCCGCCGCCACCGCCGCAAGCACCGCUGGCCGACGGAGGGGAGGUGGUGGACGCGUUGGCCCACGGACUGUUGGACGUGGCGCCCACCCCCCGCGACUGCCUGCUGCUCCUGCGGGAGCCGCGCGCCGACCUGACACUACGCCCGGCCCAGCUUGCCGCGAUGGCCGUCCUCUUCACCGCGCUGGCAUACGCCGAUCGGCUGGCGCGUGAGCAGGAGGUGAGCGAGGCCCUGCUGAAUUUCCUCCACCACCUGGGCGAGGGGCCUCCGGUGAUGCCCGCGUCGCUGCACCUUGCGCUGGUGCGCUUGGCGCUGUGCCUCCUCGCCCUGUGCCAGCGCGGAGAGCCGUGCCUGCCUGCGGAUUGGCUGGCGCCCGUGGUGCGGGCGGUGCGUGCCGCCGACUCCCCGGCUGAGCUGUACUCGCACCGGCCGUCGUUCGUGCGCUUCGUCUUCGCCCACGAGGAUCUGGCCGCCCUGCUGGCGCCGCAGGUGCUGCGGUCGUGGCUGCGCCGCCUGCGUCCCACCCUCGCCGCUCGCCAGGCCGCAACCGCCUCCACCGAAUUGACCGAUUCCACCGCCUCCGUCGCUUCUGCCACCUCGAGGGCAUCCGCUGCAUCCUCGUCCUCCUCCGCCGCCGUUGCCGCCGUCCCGAUGAUCAUCGGCUCCGGCUCGUCCAUCCUGGAGGGCGGCACUGACAGAGGGAUCGAGUUCCUGUCGGGGGCAGAGGCCAUGGACGAGCGGAGUCACAUGGCAGCGAUGCUGGCGGUGUUGCAAAAGAGUUUGCACGCCGGCAGGGCCUUGCUGAAGCUGGUGUGCAACGGUGAGCGCGGCGAGGCGGAGAGAGCCCUGAGCCUCACGCGGCGGUGGGCGUGCGCCGCCGCGUGCCGCUCACCCACGCUGCUGCUGCUGUGCUCCUCGCUCCCCGACGUCCUGCAGCGAGCCGCGCAUGGAGACGUGUGCAACCUGCCCCUGAUGCUCGGAGCUCUCUGCCACCUGCAGCUGCAGGGCGCCCUGGAUCACAGCUCGGAGGAAGUCUCCUUCCGGCUGCUCUACCACGUGUUCCGGGUGGUGGAUCGAGUGAAGAGCGCGAAGGCGCCGGUGCUGCUGCCGGCGUUCUCCUUCGUGUACGCGAGCCUGGGCCAGGGAGCGGGGGCCGGCUGGGGCCGCAACUCGGGGGACAGCCGCGCCGUGGCGUUGGCGCUGUCCAGCGAGCGGCUGCUGGCGCUGCUGCAGGAGGCGGUGCAGCCACCGGUUGGCGACGAGUCACCGUGGCCGUCACCGGCGUCGCCGUGCGAGUCGGAGCUGCUGGGCAGCGCUUGGCUGCUGCUCUCGGCGCUGCUCGGGUGCCAGGCGGCGCACGACAUCGAGGUGCGUGGAUGCAUCGGUGUGGAUCCUCUUGUCCUGCUGGCGCCGCUCACCGGGAAGCGAGGAGCGUCUGGGCUGCUGCAAGUGUGCGCCCUGCAGCUGCUCAAGACGCUGCUGGGCUUGGGCUUCGCGUCGCCGCUGCUUCGCAUCCGCACGGCUCCGGCCCCGAGCGACGCUCCGGCCAGCGACGUGGACGCCUCUCUGCGGCCGCUCUCGCUGGACCACAUCACACACCUCGCCAUCGCGCUGGACAGACACCUGGUGCAGCCCCAGGAUGCGCUGGCGCUGGCUGCUGCGAGCUGCCUCUGUGCGCUGCUCGAGUUCACAAGCGAGCGGAGCGGCCCCGUGGCGCACCACCUGGUGUCUCGCGCCUGGUUCCAGAAGCUCCCGAGUAACCUCGCCACCACCGUGCUGAUGAGCUGCGGCAACCCGUCCUCGGCGCUGCUGCUGCUGUCCGUGCUCCUGCGGCACGAGGGGAUCGGCGGGAGCGGCCCGCUGGAGACGCAGAGCUUCAUCGAGCCGCUCCUCCGCCUCGUCCUGCAACGGUCGACCUCCGGCCUUGACCCCGUGACCUGGGACGCCACUGUCGCCCUGCUCACACAGCUGGUGCAAAGUGGACGGGACACUGCUUGGCUUCAGCCUCGCGAGGAAUGGCUUCGGAUUCUGCGGGACCCACAUCCUCACCAGGGCGCCCCCACCGACCUUGUCUCCAUCGGCUCCGUCACCGUCUCCCUCCGCCACCUGGCCGAGUGCACCAGCUGCUGCGACGCGGAGCGCCGUGCCGCCCUGCUGCUACCCCUGCUAAGCUAGCGCCCCGCCGCCGUGGAUCGCGGUGGGGGGAUUGACCCGAUCCGGCCGACGGGGCCGGUCAGAAUGAUCGGUCCGAUGACCGUGGGCCGCCGUGCGCCGAUGAGUGUCCCCGCAUUGUUGCACCAGGUUUUAAUUGAAGGCUGAGUUUACCCAGGGGUAGCUCAGGACUGGUUCGGAUAUCACUCACCGCUGAUGUUGCCCCCCCCCCCCCGUCCCCCAAGCGUGACCGUCGCUGACGCAUUCGCCCACGUCAGGAGAACAGGCCAAGCGUUUCUGUUGUACAUUUGUGGUACGGGUCGAGUGCGUUUGGGUUGUGCGUUUGUGGGGAGCGGUGGUGCAGCGGAUAGCGCCCUGCAUUACGAACCCGGUGACCUGAGUUCAAUUCCCGCUCGCGGCUAAAAUCGAAUAUCUGAACCAGGCCUCCCCUAGUUCAACUCAGCCUUGAAUGAGUACCUGGUGCGGUGUGUAAACAUCAGCACUGGGGAGACACAGGCGGCCAGGCGUGGUGUUGCCCACCAACGACUCCCUCGUGUGCCAUGCUGGCCUUCAAAGGCGCUCACUAACAGCACUUGCUCCAACGUUCCCGCACCUCCGAUUACCACGGUUGUCUACAUAUGGUGCGAAAAAAGUUCAACAUCCAUACAUACAUUAAAGGGCUAUAUGGGGGAUCUUUGUGUGUAUGUAAUAAGUACCUGCAAACAGCAGUCUAUAAGGCUGUGUGGUGGAUGAGUACCUAGUGCAGUAUGUAAAUGCCUAUGCUGGGGAGACAAAGGUGACCGGGCACCAUACUGCCCACACCACUGGCACACUUGCCUUAAAAAGGUGCUCACGAACAAUACUUUCCCCAGCAGUCUGCAAGGCUACGAGAGGAAGCUUUGUUUUUAUAAUCGCGAGCAGAGUGGCGGCACUGUCGGUAGCGCAUUGCACGAUAAUCCCAGCGAUCCGAGUUGGAUUCACGCCUUCAGAUCAUAUCAAUGGCAAGUGUUAUCAACAAUUGCCCUGACCUUCCCCUAGGUGGACUCAGCCUAAAACGGGUUUAAACAUCGACACUGGGGAGACAAAGUGGGUCGGGUGAGUUUUCUGGCCACAGUUGUGGCCUUAAUAGGUGCUAUUUAACAGCACUUGACACAGCAGCUCUUUGUGCUAGUAUUACUGUUUGACACUUCAGAUUUCGCCAAGCCUGGCACAAGUACUUUUGUGAACACCAAAUCCGGCGCAAAUGGUUGGUUCUAUCGUUGUUGUUGUUGUUGUCGUUGUUGUUGUUGUUUACCUUUCGUGCAGUUAAUAGUGGACCUAGCCUUGCACAACGAGUCCUGGUGAUGCUUUAGCACACGUUGUUGAAAAUGGCUCCCGUGUUUUCGUUCUCGUUUAAAAGUGCACCCAGCCUGGCACAACUUAACCUCAUGAUGAGUAUGUCAUUGGGAAAAUGGCUGCUGCUGCUGCUACCGUCUUGUUUUCACCAUGACGUGUCAUGCUGAUUCUCGCAGUGCUUCGGUGAAUGGCCGCGGUUUCAUUAAAAUAAAGUUUCAUCUAUACUUAGUAGUUAACCAGCUGAGAACUCAAGAUCCCACGAUAAGAGUUCUCAUUUGCAGGAGCGACCCGGGGAAUUGGCAGUAGUGGGCGACGAUUGGCACGUGUAAUCCAAUUUGAAUAAUUGCGCCGAUUUUUGUUGAAUUUUGACACAUUUUGGAACGUGACACCGGCACUUAACGGGUUACUCUUCGCGAAAGACGUCACAGGAUCCUUUAACGUCCGCUGUGAAGUAGACGAUGCGUAGUAUUAUUAUUAUGGUUAUUGCAUCCGCAGUAUUAAUCAGGGCGGCCACUGGAUUUGAACCGUGGACCUCUGCAACAUGCGGCGAACGCGCUACCACUGUUGCAGCGUCACCGCCACAUCAACUUUUCCGUGUUGAGGUGGCUGGGUGGGUCAGAGGUCAGAGACAAUGAGCCAGCACCGCUGAGAAUCCUGGAUUUUGUAAUUGUGGCUUCAGCCAAUUGCUGUAAUUAAACUGGGUUCUCAAGUGCAGUGAGUUGAUGGUCUCAGGCCAGUCACUAAAGGACUGCACACACAAACGAAAAAUCCCACGUUAAAUUUGGUUCUGCACUUAAUUUGACUGAAUUCCAGCAGUGAAAUUGAAAAACAUCAGUUGGACCGUUUAGCAAAAACGAACAUUUGUCUCAGCGGCUGGACAGGUGAGAAAGUGCCGCCCUCGCUUAGAAGGGCUCUAUGCUAUCCGUUUCCGGGGAUAGCGUUGUUCACGACACUCACCACCACUCCCCCCCCCCCCCCCCGAUACCACAAUCGGGAUAACUAUUGGAAAUAAAACUUGUUUUUGUCAGGCUUCGGUGUGUUUCAUCUUUAAAGGGAGCACACGAGACGUGCUGGCUCAGGCAAGGAGCCAGCAGCGACGCCGAUGCCACACAUUGAAUCUGGAAGCUUUAAAACGGAUUCACAAAGUGUUACCCAACGAUUGUGAGCCACCUUUUGAUCCACGUGGAACGAGGCACUUCGAGAAAGGAGAGGCGCUGGUUGAUAUGGCUGGUUGCUUAUGAGUGGGGGGCGCGGGGGGGGGGGUAUGCACAGAGCUCAGUGCAGAAAUGUGUUUGUUCAAUGCACAGCAUUUCAGACUUGUUCAAAUCGCCGUCAGUCAUGGUGAAUCUCCGCCGCUGGACGGCUGACGAUGGUUUGAAUGAUAACAUCCGUAAAUGCAUCCGCUGCGGGAGGGAGUCCUCCCCAGUCCCGCAGGGUUCCGCGAUGCGACAAUCCCAUCUGCCCGCACGCGAGCUGAUUUAAUCGCUCCAUCUCUUCAUUGCACGCGCUGUCGGGCACGUUCCGUCCUUUUUUGGCUACCGAAAGAUUUCCUUCGGGGGAAAAUGUUCACCGAUAUGAAGAUGUUGCCGUGUUUCAGUGGUCAUUAAUACUCAACAAAUCACCGUGGUUUGUAAUUAUCGUGUUGGUAUAAAAACUGUUUUACUUUCACCCUCCACCACCCAACAGAAUCAACAUAAACGAAUUAUGUAUCAUGAUAUUGGUUGUG